Molecule: messenger RNA, 3305 nt
Organism: Anopheles coluzzii
Lineage: Eukaryota; Metazoa; Arthropoda; Insecta; Diptera; Culicidae
Product: V-type proton ATPase 116 kDa subunit a 1-like
Exons: 7
Coding region: 608-3103 (831 amino acids)
Biological process (GO): proton transmembrane transport; vacuolar acidification
Cellular component (GO): plasma membrane; vacuolar proton-transporting V-type ATPase complex; vacuolar proton-transporting V-type ATPase, V0 domain
Molecular function (GO): ATPase binding; proton-transporting ATPase activity, rotational mechanism
Source: RefSeq, a predicted model, not a curated record
CAGUACAAGUGUGCUACAUUGAUACCGCUGUGUGGCGCUGCGACAGUACCAACCAGCAGCUAGAUCUAAUAAAACAAACCCAGUGUUAGGCGCGCUCGAACACACACGCACACGCACAGUGGCGGACAAACAAAAACAACCAGCUGCCCGCAGCCACCAUCUCUCGUCUAGUUGGCCGUUGCAAUUAGAACGCGUCGUGUGACGCGUACUGCUUUGCUGUUGGUGGGGCGACCACGAGAGAGAGAGAAAGAGACAGCGAGCGCGUGCCCGAAAGCAUCACAAGAUCGCGAUCGAUUGCUCGGUUAGCCCGAAAGCGAUCCGGCCGUUGUGGUGCCGCGCCGCGCUGCGCUGCUUCGAUUCAGUCGUUCAGUGACACUCGACCGGAAGACUCUACACCCGAUCAGCAAGCUCCACGCUCGAUCGGGCGCCGUUGCCGUCCUUGAACUUUAAAAGUAUCCGCAAAACCAACUAAAGCGCGACUACCGGACCACCAGGGUCACCGAGGAGUUGUGUGAAGAGAGAGAGAGAGAGAGAGAGAGGCAGUGCGUACCGGAGGGUGAAACUUGAUUUCAGCUUGUAGGAGAACCCCCCAGCCCCCGCCACCACCAUGGCGAUGAUGUUCCGGAGCGAGGAGAUGGCCCUGUGCCAGAUGUUUAUUCAACCGGAAGCGGCCUACACGUCCGUCUCCGAGCUGGGUGAAACGGGCGCCGUCCAGUUUCGUGACCUGAAUGCCGACGUGAACGCGUUCCAGCGCAAGUUUGUCAGCGAGGUGCGCCGCUGCGACGAGAUGGAGCGCAAGCUGCGCUACGUCGAGGGCGAGGUGAAGAAGGACAGCGUGCAGAUCCCGGAGUGCUCGGUGGACGAUUGGCCGCGGGCGCCGAACCCGCGCGAAAUCAUCGACCUCGAGGCGCGGCUCGAGAAGACGGAGAACGAAAUACUGGAGCUGUCGCAGAACGCGGUCAACCUGAAGUCGAACUAUCUCGAGCUGACCGAGCUGAAGCACGUGCUCGAGCGGACGCAAUCGUUCUUCUUCGAGCAGGAGGUGAUCGUGAGCACGGACGCGGCGAAGAGCAACCUGAUCGCAGAGGACCCGACCGCGGCCCAGAGCCGUGGGCGCUUGGGUUUCGUGGCGGGCGUCAUCCAGCGCGAAAAGAUGCCCGGUUUCGAGCGGAUGCUGUGGCGCAUCUCGCGCGGUAACAUCUUUCUGCGCCAGGUCGAGCUGGAGGAACCGUUGGAAGAUCCGGCCACGGGCAAUGAAAUCUUCAAAACCGUGUUCGUGGCGUUCUUCCAAGGUGAGCAGCUGAAGGCGCGCAUCAAGAAGGUGUGCACCGGGUACCACGUGUCGCUGUACCCGUGCCCCAGCUCGGGCUCGGAGCGCACCGACAUGGUGAAGGGCGUCUGCACCCGGCUCGAGGACCUGCGGAUGGUGCUGAACCAAACGCAGGACCACCGGGCGAUCGUGCUGGCCAGCGUGGCGAAGGAGCUGUUCAGCUGGCGCAUCAUGGUGAAGAAGAUGAAGGCGAUCUACCACACGCUCAACCUGUUCAACAUGGACGUCACGAAGAAGUGUCUGAUCGGGGAGUGCUGGGUGCCGGUGCCGGACCUGCCCAAGGUGCAGAAAGCGCUCUCCGAUGGGUCGGCUGCGGUGGGCAGCACCAUCCCGUCCUUCCUGAACGUGAUCGACACGAACGAGGCACCGCCGACGUACAAUCGGACGAACAAGUUUACGCGCGGCUUCCAGAAUCUGAUCGACGCGUACGGUAUCGCCUCGUACCGGGAGGCAAAUCCGGCCCUGUACACGAUCAUCACCUUCCCGUUCCUGUUCGGUAUUAUGUUCGGUGAUCUGGGGCACGGUAUGAUCAUGGCGCUGUUCGGCCUGUGGAUGGUAACGGGCGAGAAGAAGCUCGGUGCGAAGAAGUCGACCAACGAAAUUUGGAACAUUUUCUUCGGCGGACGGUACAUUAUUCUGCUGAUGGGACUGUUCUCCAUGUACACCGGGUUCGUGUACAAUGACAUCUUCUCCAAGUCGAUGAACAUCUUCGGUUCGGCCUGGAGCGUCAACUACAACACGUCCACGGUGAUGACGAACAAGGAUCUUACGCUCAACCCUGGCUCCACGGAUUACGACACCGAGAUCUACCCGAUCGGGCUGGAUCCGGUGUGGCAGCUCGCUUCGAACAAGAUCAUCUUCCUCAACUCGUACAAGAUGAAGCUGUCCAUCAUCUUCGGCGUGGUGCACAUGAUCUUCGGCGUGUGCAUGAGCGUGGUCAACCAUAACUUCUUCAAGAAGCGCAUCAGCAUCGUGCUCGAGUUUCUGCCGCAAAUCAUCUUCCUGGUGCUGCUGUUCGCCUACAUGGUGUUCAUGAUGUUCAUGAAGUGGAUCGCGUAUACGGCCAAAACCGACAACCAGCCCCGCACGCCCGGCUGCGCCCCGUCCGUGCUGAUUAUGUUCAUCAACAUGAUGCUGUUUAAAAACUCCGAACCCUUCCACGGCUGCGACGAGUUCAUGUUCGAGGGCCAGAACGAGCUGCAGCGCACGUUCGUGUUCAUUGCGCUGCUCUGCAUUCCCUGGAUGCUGCUCGGCAAGCCGUUCUACUUGAUGUUCAAGCGCAAGAACGCUUCGCCGACACCCAUCCCGAACAAUGGCGACGUUCACCAGGGCGGUGACUCGAACCACACUUCCUCCAGCCCGAAACCGCACGAUUCGCACGACGAUGAGCCGAUGGCGGAAAUCUUCAUCCAUCAGGCCAUUCACACGAUCGAGUACGUGCUCAGCACCGUGUCGCACACUGCGUCCUACCUGCGUCUGUGGGCUCUGUCCCUUGCCCAUGCCCAACUGUCCGAGGUGCUGUGGAACAUGGUGCUUUCGAUGGGGCUGAAGCAAACCUCCUACAAGGGUGCCAUCAUGCUGUACUUUGUCUUUGGCGCCUGGUCCCUGUUUACGCUCGCCAUUCUCGUCAUGAUGGAAGGACUGUCCGCCUUCCUGCAUACGCUUCGUUUGCACUGGGUCGAGUUCAUGAGCAAGUUCUACGAAGGCUUGGGCUACGGUUUCCAACCAUUCUCCUUCAAGCUGAUCAUCGACAGCGAUGACGACUUGGAGUAGUGGAGUGUCCGACCUAUCCGUCCUACAACUUUAUUAAAUGGAAAAAAUGAUGAUUAAUACACCCUUGUAGUAUUGGAGGGUAUGCACGGUUCUGUACGGUUCUCGCCCGGUUCCGUCGAUUCAUACCCCAAGCAAAAGUAGCGGUGGUAGUAGUAGUAAUAGUAGUGCAAUCGUAAAUGCAAGUACUAUCUGCACGGCAUAA